Molecule: messenger RNA, 336 nt
Organism: Linum tenue
Lineage: Eukaryota; Viridiplantae; Streptophyta; Magnoliopsida; Malpighiales; Linaceae
Source: the annotation of a GenBank genome assembly
AUGGAAAACAUAACGGCGAGCGAAGUGGCCGGACUCGGGGUCGGAGCAUUUCUUGUACUCGCCACCGUCGCUGCUCCGAAAAUUGACUCCCUCAUCUCUUCUUCCCAGAGAAGUUCUCUGGGGAUGUGCAGGAAAUGUGGGGACUUAAAGAUGGUAGCAUGCUCAACCUGCAAAGGAACUGGAUUAGCCAAAGCAGGUGGCGCGCCAUUUACUUUCUUGGAUGACUUGUAUCAGUCUGUUGGUGGGGAGACAGAAGUGACCCGAGUGAAAUGUAGUAAAUGCAGAGCCAAGGGCCACUUCCACUGCCCUAACUGCUCCAAACGCCAGUCUCUGUAA